AUGAGCACAUUGAGCGAACAGGAUAAUAUGGAGACGGCUAUCGAGUUGCCGAUGCCCAGAAGAGAGCCUACAGUAAUCCAGCGAAUCUACAAGGAAAUCGAGUUUUGGUUUCUAGCGUUUACCAGUGAGACAGCCCUUGCCUUCUACGUUCUCCUCCACUGGCUACUCGCUUGUGUCGGCCCUAUAGUCAUUUCGGACGCCGAAAAAAAGUCUGGAAGAAAAAAUGAGGAAAAUGGCUCAUUUUUGAGCUUCAUUUAUUUUAUGACGACUCUAGUCGCAUUUCUAUCGCUCAUGUCGCAUGUCAGUGGACUUUUGAUUCCGCUUUUUGCGUUUUGUACAACUGGAGCUGUAAUAAUGUUCGCUCUAGUGAAUCUCGCUACCCUGGAUACUCCGGAAUCCCAAGAAUUGUUCAGAAAUGUAUGCCUAAAAUCCAACAUGACUACUGUAUAUUUCGAUAUGAUGGAGGCGCAUCCAACGGCUACAGUAAUCAAAUCGUGGUCGAUUUUUGUGUUUUUCAUCAUCACCUGUGCAGCGAUACUCUUUCAGUUUGUCCGAAAUAAGGAAUAUCUCCGCCGCCCCCAACCACUAUUUGCUCAUCAUCAUCAUGGACCAAUUGGCUUCUAUCCAGGCAUGAUGAUACUCAGAGAAAUUCCAAUUGGACCCACGAAUCCGGAUGAGCCGCCCAGAUAUUCGACCCUCGAACCAAUUUCCACACCACCAAAACCAAGAACUACAAACGCGGAAGCUACAGUAACCCCGUGCAGUUCGUCUACAGUAACUACCUCUCCACCGAGAUACAGCUAUUGGGAACGAACGUUUGGAAGACGUGCUGGUCAACGGACGACGACUCAAUCUUCAGAUGUAUCGUCGAAUCGAGAAUUUAGUACUAAAACUGCGAAAAAUCAAUAA
Molecule: messenger RNA, 909 nt
Organism: Caenorhabditis briggsae
Lineage: Eukaryota; Metazoa; Nematoda; Chromadorea; Rhabditida; Rhabditidae
Exons: 5
Coding region: 1-909 (302 amino acids)
Source: RefSeq, a predicted model, not a curated record